Messenger RNA from Paracoccidioides brasiliensis Pb18, 888 nucleotides. RefSeq lists its product as uncharacterized. The transcript has a single exon. The record is from RefSeq and is a predicted model, not a curated record. Bases 1 to 888 code for a protein of 295 amino acids.
AUGGCUAUCCCCGCAAAGUCGGCCAUGUCUCUCUGCCGCCCUUGCAGGUCUGCCAGAGCGCAGGUCCGGGCCUUCAGUUCCACCCCCAGCCCAAUGGUCAGGCCAGAGUCGCCAAAAUUCAUCGAGAUUCCCCGUCCGAUACAACCCUAUUAUCCCAUCAAGCCUGCGGUGAAGGGCGUGCUCCCUGUGCCCCGAGAACUAUUCCCUCCCCGCCGACCGGACAAGCCAACGACUGCCUAUGUUGAGGCUGCCACACCCGAGCCAUCAAGCAAUAAACCUAAACUCCAGCCUGGAGACCCUCAAUUCGACUAUGUGGAAUGGAAAAAGAGAAUGGCUGCCAUCCGCCGCCAAAAUUUGCGCGAGGGUCUAGUCGAACUAUACGCGCGCAAGCAGAAAAGCGACGCAUAUAGAGCAAAACGAAGCAGCGCCAAAAUAGCGCAGCGGGAACGGAUUCUUGCGCAGGGCCCUCGAGAAGAUGACCGGUUAAUGCAACCGUCUACGAUUCAAGUCAUGAAACCGAGCAAGAUGCCCAUUCUCCCCGAUCCUAAUGUGGAACAGCGACUUGAAGCUUCUCGUUUGAAAUAUGCUUCGAAGCAGCAGAGUAAGAGGCAACAGAGAAUUGACAGUCUCCACUCUCUGUACAUGAACGCCCGAAAUUUCAUCAUCAAUGAAGAGCAGCUGAAUGCGGAAAUCGAACGGGUCUUCCCCGAGGGCGAGAAUCCAGCAUGGACGAACGAUGAGGAUGUUGGAGAGAAUAUCUGGAACUUAGGUCCUCCAUCGACUAUUGAGUCUCUGGUGCAUAAGGGAAAGACACAAGCUACGAUUUGGAGUCUGGGGGAGAAGAGAGUGAAGAAGAUUGCCGAGGAGCUCACCGGAGGAGCUAUUUAA